CCCUCCUCCUCCUCCUUCCUCUUCCUCCCUCCAUGCCCCCCCCCCAGCAUUCCCGGGAGGCCAGACUGGUCCCUCUGCAGACCCCGCCUUCCUGGGUCACCGCGUCCACUUCCCGUCCGAGAAGAGGCGCCUCCCCCUCGGUGGGCCCGUGACUGUGCCCUGGGCCCUGCCCACGCUGGGUGUCGCCCCGCGCGGGGGGAAGCAGUUUUGAGGACGAAGCAGGUGCGCUCCACCGGGGAGAGGGGCGGCUCUGCGGGGCUGCCGUGCGCGCGCCUUUGUAUCAGCAAAUACGGUCUCUGGCACGUGCCAGCCCGACAUAGGUCCCUGCCAUGGCUAAUGAGGCCAACCCCUGCCCGUGCGACAUUGGCCACAGGAUGGAGUAUGGGGGCCAGGGGCAUGAGGUCCAGAUCGAGCACAUCAAGGCGUACGUCACCAAGCCCUCCAUCAACACUGGCAGAGCCGUGGUUGUCAUCCAGGACAUUUUCGGCUGGCAGCUACCAAACACCAGAUACAUGGCUGACAUGAUUGCUGCAAACGGGUACACCACCAUCCUCCCAGACUUCUUUGUCGGGCAAGAGCCCUGGCAUCCCUCCAGUGACUGGUCCACCUUCCCGGAGUGGAUAAAGACAAGAAACGCCCAGAAGGUUGACAAAGAGGUGGACGUGGUCCUCAAGUACCUGAAGCUGCAGUGUGGUGCCCAGAAAUUUGGCGUUGUGGGCUUCUGCUGGGGCGGCGUGGCUGUCCACCACUUGAUGGCAACGCGCGCAGAAUUCAGGGCUGGGGUGUCGAUCUAUGGCAUCGUCAAGGACUCUCAGGACGUGUACAAUUUGAAGAACCCGACGUUGUUCAUUUUUGCUGAAAAUGAUGCGGUGAUUUCUCUUGAGCAAGUCUCUUUGCUGACCCAGAAGUUGAAAGACCACUGCAAGGUUGAAUAUCAAAUUAAAACAUUUUCCGGGCAAACUCACGGGUUCGUGCAUCGAAAGAGAGAAGACUUCACCCCUGCAGACAAGCCCUACAUCGAAGAGGCCAGAAGGAACCUGGUUGAGUGGCUGAACAAGUACAUUUAGCCGUGACAAAGCGCCAGUUUUCUCAAGAUCGAUUUACCCAAGGAUGGUUUUAUAUUCACUUUAUAUAAAAUAUUUCAAGAAAUUCUAAAAUUACUGAAUCUGAAACCUAAAUUCAGUAGGUUAAUGUAUGGAAUCAUUUAACUUUAUUUUAAACAUGUACAUACAAUAAAAAAUUAAUGCAA
Loxodonta africana (African savanna elephant) is the source of this 1249-nucleotide messenger RNA. RefSeq names its product carboxymethylenebutenolidase homolog (gene CMBL). Gene Ontology annotation, molecular function: hydrolase activity. Bases 330 to 1067 code for a protein of 245 amino acids. The transcript is spliced from 6 exons. The record is from RefSeq and is a predicted model, not a curated record. NCBI's taxonomy places the organism in Eukaryota, Metazoa, Chordata, Mammalia, Proboscidea, Elephantidae.